Ooceraea biroi (clonal raider ant) is the source of this 1817-nucleotide messenger RNA. RefSeq names its product probable ATP-dependent RNA helicase DDX46. Gene Ontology annotation, molecular function: DNA binding. Lineage: Eukaryota; Metazoa; Arthropoda; Insecta; Hymenoptera; Formicidae. The record is from RefSeq and is a predicted model, not a curated record. Gene Ontology annotation, biological process: nucleosome assembly. Gene Ontology annotation, cellular component: nucleosome.
UAUAAUUCACAAUUUAUUUAAACAAUUUUUCUCGGCAUUAUAUCAAACUAUUUAUAAUUAGUAAUUUAAAUGUGCCGAUUGUUAAUAUGUUGUUAACACUAAACAAACGUCUGAUUCGAUCGUAGUUUAUUCGCCUCGCCUCAUCCGUCGUACUUUGAUUGUAAGUCCGAUUAUGAGUCUCGCGCUCGAUAGGCAAGAACGAAGUUCAAGGGAAACCAGUAAAGAGUAUAUGGCAAUUACCGAAUACGCAAAACAAUUCGAAUCUCAUGGUUUCUCUCUUUAAAACGAAAAUAUUCUCUCUGUAAAAUAGAUAACACAGAAUCGAUAUAAUAUUUCAGAGCUUGUUUACACAGAAUAUAAGAACAUGAUAAAUAAUUAAUAUGUUCGCAACGCAUAAUUUAUAACAGAUAUUUACAUAUUUUCACAUUACGUUUUUUUGUAGUUAUAGCAAUCUCGAAUCUUUUUUCGAUAAAAAAUCGAGAAAGCAACGAAUAAUUACAUUACAAAUGACGAUCAUUUCUCUUGGAUACCGGUAAAAUUCGGCGUGUUGAAUUAGAUUUUUGAAUAAGGAAAGUAUCAGAAAUUUAACAUAAUUUAAAAUUAUUAAUAAUAUUUGUUUUUUCCUGCAUCGUUGAUACCUAAUGGAUUACAUAAUAAUGUAAUGACACGUAUUAUUGGAAAGAAAAUAUAAUCAAAUAUAUAUUCCUGCCACAUUCGGAGUAACUCGGGUAAAUUUCUUCAUAUAGAUAAAAAUUUUAGACAUCAUUAAAUCUUUGUAUGAAAUCUUUUUGCUAAUCUAAAAUCUUUUAUAUAAUAACAUUAUGUAAUAACAAAAAUUGAUGAUCAAGAUGUCAAUUACAUGCGUAGAGUUUUUUAUCGUAUGCAGAAUAUUUGCUAUAAAAUCGUUGAUAGACAUGCCUGCUAAGCGACCUCCAAAGAUCGAGGCACUCGUCGUAAACGCUAUACGUAGACUGCAAGAUGUGCAAGGCUCGACGUCGCGGGAAAUUAGUAACUAUAUUUCCCAGGAGUACGACAUUCCCGGCAAAGAUAUUAGGCGGCAGGUCCAACUCGCUUUACAACGUGGCUUAUCCUAUGGAAUCCUUCAACGGUCGAAGGGAGGAUACUAUGCAUGCACCUGCGACUAUCUCCAGCAUCUACCGUUGGGGGAUGGAACAGGCGACGGAGUGUUGGAACCUUGUCCAAGUCAACCUUGGAGAUUCGGCGUUCAACGUAAGAGAAGAGAGAAAAGAGCGAGAAGGAGAAGAGCGAGAUUAGCGAGAGAGAAAAGAAAGAAAGAGAGAAUGUUAAGAGAGAGAAGGAAGAGACCGGGGAGAACAAGAAGAAGCAGAAGCAGACGUGCUCGAGGAAGACGGAGAUCACGCGCCAGGAGGGGCAGACGACGUGGAAGACGUCAAGUGAGAAGACGAAGCAGAAGACGAAGGAGAAGAGGAAGAAGAAGCGAAGAAAGAACUAGAGCUAGAUCGCGGGCUGAUUCCGGCGAGAUGGAGAUGGAAGCGGUGGCUGCGGGGUCCAAAGGAAACGCCACUUCCAAAGAUGGGGAUCUUCGCGAAAGCGAAACUUCCAUGGCUGAACGUUCGAAUGAACGAGAUAUGCAAGGUUCCUCUCAAAAUUCUCAACGCUCAAACACGCCCGAUGAUGUCUAACGCAACAAUAAUGACGUUCUUAUUGUUGCGCUCAGAAUAACUCUAGGUAUCAAUCGAAUUUUGUACGUGAAAUUGUAUGAGGUUUUAUACUGUAUUUUCACACAAAUUUCUGGAUUUUGUAUUUAUAUAAUUAUACCUAUUUUUGACAUGCCA